Molecule: messenger RNA, 1497 nt
Organism: Dioszegia hungarica
Lineage: Eukaryota; Fungi; Basidiomycota; Tremellomycetes; Tremellales; Bulleribasidiaceae
Product: glycoside hydrolase superfamily
Exons: 5
Coding region: 1-1497 (498 amino acids)
Biological process (GO): glucan catabolic process
Cellular component (GO): extracellular region; cell surface
Molecular function (GO): glucan endo-1,6-beta-glucosidase activity
Source: RefSeq, a predicted model, not a curated record
AUGCCGCUCCUCGAUUCGCUCAAAUCCAAGAUCAAAGCGAAGGCGUCCGAAUCGGGCAUCCCAGGCUCAUCCAACCUCACCCGCUCGACCCACUCUUCCCCUCCUCUCGGUCCCAAUGACGUCUUUCGGUAUCGCCAACAGCGCGGAGUGAAUCUCGGCUCCUGGUUUGUGCUGGAGCAAUGGAUCACGCCCGAGCCGUUCAAGAACGCCGCGGGGACAAAGCAGUCGGAUCUGGAUAUCGCGAGGGGGAAGGACGCCAAGGCGGUGUUGGAACAUCAUUGGGAUACGUGGAUUACAGAUGAGGAUUGGGACUGGAUCAGGGAGAGGGGCUUUAAUUCGGUCAGAUUACCGAUUGGCUACUAUCACCUCACCCAGCCGUGUCCGAAGGUGCUCGAGGGGACUGACUUCGAGUCCCACGCGGACGUUUUUGGAGGUGCAUGGCAGAGAAUCACGAAGUCUAUUGAGAAGGCUGGGUCUAUGGGCCUGGGAGUGCUGGUCGAUCUCCACGCAGCAGCAGGCGGGCAGAACGAUGAUGGUCACUCUGGCUGCUCCGGCAAGCCCAACCUCUUCUCCUCCAAGAAGAACCUGGCAUCUACAUCUCAAGCCCUCCGCUUUCUCGCCACCUACCUCGCCCCCAUCCCCCACGUCAUCGGCCUCCAGCUCCUCAAUGAGCCGGCCAACAACAACAGCAUUCAAGGCUGGUACGAGUCCACCAUCGCCGAGCUUCGACCCAUCUGCGGGCCCGACUUCCCCCUCUACGUACAUGAUGCGUGGGAUGCCCAGUGGUACGCCCAAUGGGUGGGGAAGCGGGACGAUUUCGUCGUUCUCGACCAUCAUCUCUAUCGGUGCUUUACCGACCGGGAUAACGGAAUGAAUGGGGACCAGCACGCUCAGGACCUCCGGGGUGGAUUCGCCGGUACCUUUGGCGGCCAGUCGGGUCAGGCAAGGGGCCAGCUGGUAGUGGCGGAAUGGUCGGCCUCGCUCUCGCCGAAAGGGAUUGGACACCUCCCAGCGGGCGAGCAGGACCGGCAUAGGCGGGAGUUUGUCAAGGCGCAAUUGCAGCUGUAUGAGAAGAAUACAGGAGGGUGGUGGUUCUGGACUUUGAAGCUGGCGGAGCCGUGGAAUGCAGGGUGGUCAGCGAAGAAUGCGGCGCAGGCGGAGAUAUUACCAAAAGUCGGAGAGGCAAAGACGGGGGCUCCUCCGUCAGGUGCGAAAGAUCAGACGGCAAAGAAAGCGGAAUCCGACCACAGGGGCUAUUGGUCCUCCAACGGCGGCUCGCCCAACCCAGACCUCUUCGCCCCCGCCUACUCGCAAGGAUGGGACGACGCGCUGCUCUUCCGGACACAUUCGGCGGGAGCGAGCAGUAUCGGCUUUUUGGAUCAGUGGACGAGGCGGCGGAGGGCAGAGUAUGAGGCGGCGCAUGGAGGAUGCGGGGAGGCGGUUUGGGAGUGGGAGCAUGGUUUCAAACAAGGUGUGCAGGGAUGUCAAGGCGCUUAG